AUGUCCAAAAAGCCCGAUUUUCCAAUGCCAGACGACGAGCUGGUCCCUAUAAAGAGUCUGCCAGAGCCCCAGACUCCAGACACCAUUGGUGCUGCUGAUGAGAUCGAAACUGAUCUGGCCGAUGAUCUUGAUGAUAACAUUGUUACCCCAUUGGAAAGUGUAAUUUUCUCUCCCGAUGAAAGCGAAGAUACAAAUUACGUGGAAGUGCCAGUACGAACCCGUCCAGAGGUGUCUCGACACUUAUCGAAAAAUGAUGCCCAAUCGAUUGUAGGUGGUGAGUCGAUGGAUGAGAUGUACCAUAGUGAGACAUCGCUUGUAGAUGUAGACAGAGAUGCUGAUAACACCGAUAAGAACGAUUUGAUGAAAAACGACCUGUCAUAUUCCCAGUCUGAACGGGUUUUUUCUUUUGCAUUGCCAUUCGGAGGUCUUGCCAAUAUAAGGUCCAACAUAUCCAAGCAUCUCUCGUCAUUCAAACGCGAUGCCCAUCUUCCCAGUUUUUCGUUCAAUCUCAACAGCCACGAGCUGCCUACGCCCGACUACGACUUGGCGAGAUUGCAUUCGCUAGAUACUUUGGCUGAAGCGGAGUAUUUCCACAACCAAAAAGGCACAGAAAACGUUCGGUUUCGGGCAGUUAAACACUCAAUUGCCACAAAUAUAAAUGAAUUUUUGCCUUUCAACAGGAAACCCAAGGCGUGGGAGUCGAUAUACAACGAAAUCGAGGGCAACAUUGUCAUUCUUGGUGGAUAUCGAGGCUCUAUUCUUCGUGAUGCAAGAACUCGAAAACGUGUAUGGAUUCCUAUAAAAGCAGGAUUUAAUCUUCGAAGGAUAAACCUCCUCCUUGGACCAUCAGAGGACGAUGAGCUCAAGGCUACCGACCUUAUCUACCCAGAUGGGAUCUUGAAAAAUAUCGGACCCAUCGAUAUAUGCAAAAAAUUCAUAAAAAAAUUGCAAGCAAACCCGAAAACUAAUGUCAAAGAAUUCAGCUACGACUGGCGCUUGAGCGGACAAACGGUAUCUGCCCAGCUAGAACGCUUUUUAAAGGUGAUAAAGAAGAAAACAGGCCAACCUACCAUAGUCGUGGCUCACUCCAUGGGUGGAUUAAUGACUCACGGCGUGGUCCAGCGAAAUCCUGAGCUUUUCCGUGCAAUCAUAUACGUGGGAAGUCCUUCUGAAUGCUUGAAUAUCUUGGGUCCCAUACGUUUUGGCGACUCGGUCCUUUUGUCGGACAAAAUACUCACUUUCGAGACCAACUUUAUGAUGCGUUCGAGUUUCUUAUUUCUUCCAUUAUCCGGUCGAGUUUUCACUGACAAAAAGACUGGAGUUCAUUACGACCUAGACUACUUUGACCCCAAAACGUGGGUCGAGUAUAACUUGAAUCCGCUUGUGUCUUCAAAACGUGUAAUUGAAGAAACUUUAGGUUCUUCGCUGCCGCAACAAUCUUCGCAAUUGUCCAUCAACUCUAUCGGAAGCAUAAUCAAAAACUACAGAACAAGAUCCUUGAGGCGGUCCAAGUCGCCUAUUUCAGAAAAACUGAUACAAACAUCUACUUUAACUGGAGAAACCUUGCGUUCGGCAACGGAGUCUCCUGAUAACCUGCAACCAGAUGAAGAACACAUGACAUACUCGUUCCUGUUUGCUGAAGCAUAUGAUUACUUGGCGAGAACUCUCAAGCAGGCAAAGGAGUACCUUCUUGGAUUGGAAUACAACUCCGAACUAGAGCCAAGGUAUCCGCCCAUGGCAGUGGUAUAUGGAAACAAAGUUCCUUCUGUGCGUCGGUCCAUCGUUGAGGGAAUCCAGGAUAUAAAAGACGGCAAGUACUAUGAGUUUUAUUAUGGGCAUGGCGAUGGGGUUGUUCAUCAAAAUUUCUUGAUGCCGGAGGGUAAGAACUUUCGCAAGUUUGAUCCUAAUACAGGCGAGGGUCAGAUUGUGGGUAAGUUUUCGCUGGAUUGUGGCCAUGUGAGUUUGAUGACUGAUUUUAGAGCCAUGGGAGAAGCUUUGCGAGCAGUGGUGGAUGCAGAGAUGAUAUGGCCCAAGGUGAAGAGCCAAGACAAGAUAAAAUCUAGAAAGAAAGAAUCCAGCGAGAUGAAUUUGCAAGAUAGAUCCAGCAGCGAGAUAACGCUGUAA
This is a messenger RNA of Meyerozyma guilliermondii ATCC 6260, 2124 nucleotides long. RefSeq names its product alpha/beta hydrolase. Bases 1 to 2124 code for a protein of 707 amino acids. Lineage: Eukaryota; Fungi; Ascomycota; Pichiomycetes; Serinales; Debaryomycetaceae. The record is from RefSeq and is a predicted model, not a curated record. Gene Ontology annotation, molecular function: triacylglycerol lipase activity. The transcript has a single exon. Gene Ontology annotation, biological process: lipid metabolic process.